Messenger RNA from Callorhinchus milii (elephant shark), 2570 nucleotides. Its product is annotated as guanine nucleotide-binding protein G(I)/G(S)/G(O) subunit gamma-2. Gene Ontology annotation, biological process: G protein-coupled receptor signaling pathway. Lineage: Eukaryota; Metazoa; Chordata; Chondrichthyes; Chimaeriformes; Callorhinchidae. The record is from RefSeq and is a predicted model, not a curated record. The coding region runs from base 504 to 719 and encodes 71 amino acids. Gene Ontology annotation, cellular component: heterotrimeric G-protein complex. The transcript has 3 exons. Gene Ontology annotation, molecular function: G-protein beta-subunit binding.
GGGGAGGAAGCAUGCUCUCUGAUAUAUUUUUUUUAAUCUUUGGUUUAAUAUGCCAGGGAGGCAGUACAGCAUAAGAUUCAAACUCCCUGAUUGAUGAAUUCCUGAAUGCUUUUUGUGAGCAAGUGAGCUCAGAGCAUUCAUUGCUGGUGAAGCAAGUCAGUGGCUCUGCAGAGAGGGUGCAACAAAAAAUAAUCUGCCCAGGGCAAGGCUGGAGAGGAAAGGGGGAAACAAGAGAUUGGUGGGGGUGGGGGUGGGUGAAAGACUCAGAGUAAGGGAAGUUGCAACAGCUAGAAAGAGGAGGAAGUGGGAGAGCUGCUGUUUCCUGUAGACAGAAUGAUGAUUGAAGACAAAGCUGGGUGUGGACUGGUAUCUCAGAGCUGCUGCUUAUACAGCUGCUGAGCUUGGAUUCUCCUGCACAUUCAACCUAUUUUAAGAAGAGAAGAGGGAAUAUCUGUCCUCAGCCCACUGAACAAGUGUAAACGAAAAUCACAACUAGAAGUCCAAUGGCAAGCAACAACACUGCAAGCAUAGCACAAGCUAGGAAAAUGGUUGAACAGCUGAAAAUGGAAGCCAAUAUCGAUAGAAUAAAGGUGUCCAAAGCAGCUUCAGAUUUGAUGGUGUACUGUGAAGCUCACUCUAAGGAAGAUCCUCUACUGACACCGGUUCCAGCAUCAGAAAAUCCCUUCAGAGAGAAGAAGUUCUUCUGUGCUAUUCUGUAAAGGGCAGAUGGGCCUGAAAAGCAGGCUGUUUCGAACAGUGAUGUAGAAUUUUACCAAUGUGGACACAUUCCUGUCUGCAGAAUUUUUAACAAAGCCUGGAAGCUACAGGGAUUGUGCAUGUCUAAGGAUCUUGUCACCUUAUCGGGAAUGGAAGCAGAAGAACUACAUCAUGAAAACAGAGAUUUUAAAACAGCUUAGAACGAAACAGUGUAGAGAUAAUGUGUCACAUUUUUGCUCUUGCAAAGGGCAUAAGUUAUGUUUGAUAGUUUGAUGUGUGAAGUAUGACAGUUGUUCUAAGCAAGGUAAAUAACUGAGGAGUUGUAUAAUUUUGUUGGAAUGAUAAUCGUUGUUCUUCAAUAUAAUUUUUAUUUAAGUUAAAUGGACAAGUAUUGAAACAAGGUAGAUUACUGUGGUGUUGUACCUUAACAUUUGGUUAUGUGCUUUUUGCAUUAGAGUAGCACAAUGAAAUGCUGGACUUUGCUUUGAGAGCUGAACUGCGAGGAAAGGAAAUGUUACUAAUAAGCAUCUGGCUAAUGAUACGUCAUUUGCGAAUCACAAAAAGCUGCCAGAUUGUGUAAUUUCUUAGAUUCUUAUUAGUGCUUGUCUAACAUUUUGUGUUUAGUAGCUUACAAUUUCAGCUAGUAUUAGUAAUUCAUGUGCUGUGAUUAGUGAUACUCAUACUUGUUACACAAGAAGCAAACUGCAUGAAAACAUUCCAACCCAUUGUCCUUUUAUGAGUUAUUUUGAAAUUGUGUGAUGUAAAUAUACAAACGUUAAGAUUUUCAUUUCAGAUCCUAACUGCUGAUGAAGCACAGCCUAUUUCUUGAAGGUCAUGUUCUCUUACUAAUGCUUGUGAACACUAUAAGAUAUAAUAUCUGUCAUUUAUUAAAUCAUUCUUAAGAUGUUUACAUCACCUUAAAUAUUGUAAAAAAAUAAUGUUUUAUUGGAAACAAAACCUGCAUGCAAACAAGAGUACAUAGACAUACAUGGCAGCGUUUGAAAAGCUUUGAUCACCGGUUUUUGGCAAAUAUCUUUGUAUACAAAGUACUGCAAAUACAACACAACUGCUAAAGGCGUUUCUCUUAGUUCAUUGGAUUUUAGAUGGAAAAAAUAAUCAUUUAGGAACUCUUUAAAAAAAAUCUCUUGAUGCAAUAGUUGUGUGUAUCUUUUUUAUCCAACUGAAACAGCAGAAAGGGUUAUUAAUUAGCCAGUGUAAUACGCAGAUGGGCAAGCAGGUCUCAACUUCCCGGGAUGGUCAGACGAUUUUACCUCAGGCUAUUUCACCGUCUUUUAACGAACCCUUUUGAUAUUUUCAGAUGUGUAUUUUUACUCUAUUGAUAAUUUUAUUAGAUCUGCAUGUGCUACCCACUGCCACUACACUGCCAAACAAGCCCUCUGCUUCAUUUUCGAUCCCGUAGACAGCAGUGAUUUUACCAUCGCAUUGGCACACGCCAGCACAAAAAGGGGUGGGGUUACCGUCAAACAAAGCAAAAUACAAUUGCAUUGAAAAACAUUUGCCAUUAUUCACUUUAUAAAAUGAGAAAGAUUGACAUGUAUGACUAUGGAUUGUUGAGUCUUAACUUUUCCGUAAACCUGUGUUCAUGGCAGCAGUGAGUGGUAGUGGCUAUGAGUCCGCCAGGAAUGCUUUAUAUAUGAUAGCAAGAAUAAAAGGGAUGUGUGAAUUUUCUUAAACUGAGUACAUUGUAGAAAUGUGUAUCGUAUUUCUGGUUGUACACCCUUGUCAGCUUUGAAUAGGGAAACCUGGAACGAAGUAUUGAUGUCAUGCACAUUUUCAUGCCAUGUAAACAGUGUAUCAGUUUUAAAUAAAACCUUCAAACUGUUUCAAUUGUA